AAAAUCGCAUAGCAUCCUGGUAACACAAUUGAAAUUGUUAAGGAUAUGAAUGAAAAUGGUGACUGGAGAUCGAAGCGUGAGGGAUCUGUUGACGGCAAAAUUGGGUGGCGACCUUCCUUUACUUCUUGCCUCACUACGGCUGCGAUUAGGUCUCCGACAGUGUUCUCUUGCGACGGAACAACUUGCACUGCAUCGACGCUACCUUGUAUGGUCACGUUCAAGAGCAAUUCGUCAACUUGGGUCUCCCCUUCGACGAGGAAACUCCAAGAGGAAUAUUCCUCUCCGACCGUAGUUUGGCAGCUUCUUCGAACACCGGAGCUCAGCGUCUUUGGCAAAAUAGAGUUGAGUUUGGUUAGGCGAGCCACGACUUGGGUGGGUGAACCUGAGUGAUCCAAUCAACAAAGGGAAGACAAGGGGCCAAAAAAGCCUAAAACCAAAAUCCCCAAACAUUACCUGCGAGUGUGUGGAAGUAGCAAAAAAUGGUGAACAAGAAGCUAUUAAGUCCUUUUCUCCUUUACCUAUCUCUCUCCUCUCUCAUUCUCCUCAUCAUUGUUACCCUAAGACACUGUCUUUUUAACCCCUUUUCCCCAGAUUCUACAACCAAAAACCGAUUUUUUCACAUACCCUGCUUUUGUUUUCUUCCUCUUGUUAUUCAUCCUUUCUCAUCCCCUCUUCUGGGUACUUGGUUUUUUUGUUGGAGAGCAUCUGAGUAUCGAGUUUUUGCGAGAUGAGGAGGGGUUGAAGAAAGAGGUGUCAAGCUUGUUGCAUUGAGGGCUUCCAUUGCUUGGUUCUCUACUUAUCUGCUCUCAGAGAAACGAGGAAGAAACUAGUUAGAGAUGGUGCUAACAUGACAUUAGAUACUAGAUUACAAUCUACUUAUAAAAUGACACUUGGCAAGUGAGAUGAUCUUGUAUGUAGAUGGAAUUUUUGAUUUAACAAAGGGGUGGGUGAAUG
Molecule: messenger RNA, 954 nt
Organism: Rubroshorea leprosula
Lineage: Eukaryota; Viridiplantae; Streptophyta; Magnoliopsida; Malvales; Dipterocarpaceae
Source: the annotation of a GenBank genome assembly